AUGCAACGAUGUCACCUCAUAGCUGCAUAUAUGUCUUUAUGUAUUGUGAAGAAACUACCGGUCGCAACAUUACCACUGACAACUGACACCUUAGAAGCAUUUGUACCGUUUAAUUGUUAUACGAUUUUAACACCAAAUAAUGAAGAUAGUUGUCAGUUUGGAUUUACGGUCAUUGUUUGGCCGCACGAUCUAACACGGGGUAUGAGUAUUUGGACCUCUUUGGACGGAACUAGUCGUGUUUCGGGAAAUGAGUCGUUCACUGGUGUACAUAAAGCUACGAUUAUACUUUCAUCUGGCGUUUUCACUGUCAGUGGCAGUUAUAACGAUAAACCAGCUAAAAAACGAUUUAUUGCAGCUGCUUCUUUGAAGACACCUGAUCCACAUGCUACGGACUUCAGAAAAUUAUUUAAAAAGGAUAUUAUUGAAUUGGUUGAACAGCGCAAUACAAUAUGUCUAAAUAGUACUAUAAAACCGCUGCUAAGACAAUUAGCAGAAGAACAGUUGAACAUUUUUUAUUAUGUUCGAAAUUGGUGUCUAAAUAAAAAGUUCAAUGGAACUGUUGAACCAAUUCGUUUAUUUACUACUGGUGGUGCAGGCACAGGGAAAACAUAUCUGUCGAAGUGUAUGUAUUAUGAAGCGAGUAAAAUUCUUACUCAUGCAAAUAAUAAAAUUGCAGAAGAAAUUCGUACACUGAUUUGUACUUCUACAAAUACAACUGCAUUAAACACAAAUUCGGAUACUAUUCAUGCUAAUUUUAUGAUAGGCGAACAAAUGAGUGCUAUAAGCGAAAGUCAAAUGAACACUCUUAUCAAAAUUAGACGGCUUAAUGAUUGUUUUUAUUGA
Molecule: messenger RNA, 843 nt
Organism: Didymodactylos carnosus
Lineage: Eukaryota; Metazoa; Rotifera; Eurotatoria; Philodinida; Philodinidae
Source: the annotation of a GenBank genome assembly